Polyodon spathula (Mississippi paddlefish) is the source of this 2524-nucleotide messenger RNA. RefSeq names its product E3 SUMO-protein ligase ZBED1 (gene zbed4l2). The coding region runs from base 410 to 2524 and encodes 704 amino acids. The record is from RefSeq and is a predicted model, not a curated record. Lineage: Eukaryota; Metazoa; Chordata; Actinopteri; Acipenseriformes; Polyodontidae. The transcript has 3 exons. Gene Ontology annotation, molecular function: DNA binding; protein dimerization activity.
AAGCACGCAUCCCCAAAAAACUCAUACCCGCAAUUAUGUGGCGGAUAUCAGUAACGUUUUGUUGAGAUAUAUUGUUUAUGUAUAACUUUUGAUAUAUAUAAAAAAAAAAAAAAAAAAAAAAAAUAGAAUAGUUUGGUUUUAAUUUUCAUGCACGUCGCAUCCCUGUAAGUAAACAGUAAAGUUAGACCAGCCCCGUCACGGUUUAUUUGUUUAUUUGUUUUUUUUUUGUGUGUUUUGAAAGAGGUCGCUUUGUAGGAAACAGCUGCAAGCGAGACGGCCCCUAACUCAGCGCACUUUCGAGACGGGCCCUAGAGCGGUAAAAAAUUGUAAAAACAAUUCUCCAAAAAAAAAAAAAACGACCCUAAGGGACUGAGAACCGGUACCCCCUGACCCACCCCCCCAAUCCACAAUGGCAUUUCAGAUGUAUCCAGUGCCUGCCAGCAGCCCCAGCUCAGCCCUGAAGAGGAAGGGGGAGAGAGGGCCGGCGCCUGGGCUGGCGAGGCCCCUGUACCCCGUCUCGGCCGACCGGCGCAAGUCGAAAGUGUGGCAGCAUUACACGCAGCUGAGCGAGAGCCACGUGGAGUGCAACGUGUGCAAGAGGCAGCUCUCCUUCCACAACAGCACCACCAGCAUGCGGGAGCACCUGCUUCGGAAACACAGCAUCCGGGACAGCCCCCCCCAGCACAUCGGGGCCCCCGGGCAGGACAAGCGGGCGGGGCUGCUGUCCGAGCUCAUCCUGGAGAUGCUGUUCCGGGACCUGCACCCCGUCUCCGUGGUGGAGGAGCGGGGGUUCAGGCUGCUGCUGGGGUGCCUGGAGCCCUCGUUCCGGGCCCCGCCCUGCUCGCAUCUCUCCGGGAUGCUGUGGCAUCGACACAGCGUGCAGAGGCAGCUCUUGCAGGGGUACCUGCGGGCCGGCGUGGGGUGCGGGGGGGCUGCAGUGCUGUGCACCGACCACUGGGGGGCGACGGGGAGCGGCAGGGGCUACCUGACUGUGAGCGUUCUCUUCGUGGAUCGGGAUUGGCGGUUGGCCAGGUGUGUCCUGGAGACACGGCCGGCUCCAGAGUCCCAGGGGCUGAGGGACGCUCUGGGAGGGGUGCUGGCACAAUUCGGCCUGCCUGAGAGCUCCGUGCUGGGGGUGGUCCUGGACAGGCCGGACCCUUCUCUGUCUCUCCGGUCCCCAGGGGGCCCGGCGGGCUGGCAGGGGCUGCCUUGCGCGGCUCUGUGGCUGGGGGAGUGUGUGGCGGAGGCUCUCUCUCUGGAUCCUGUGCAGGAGGUGCUGGCAGCGGCCCGGGUCAUCGUGACUCACUUCCAGCAGGACCCUGGCAGAGCUGCUCUGCUGAACCCAGACGAGGCGGGAGUGGCGGGCAGCAGCAAGGCUAGGCUUCUCGCCGUGGACCAGCCCACCCACUGGGUCACCACCCUGGCCAUGUGCGAGAGCUUGCUGGAGCUGCGCUGGGUUGUCAGCUCGGUGCUGGAGGGGGGGGGCAGCCCCCCUGUCCCCAAUCUGGCGGAUCAGCAGUGGCGCCUCCUUCAGGAGCUAGUCCCGGCACUCAGGACUGUGAGGCUGGCCUCCUCCUUCCUCAGUGAGGAGCCCAACGCCCCUGUCUCCGCCCUGCUGCCCUGCCUGCACGGGGUGGCCAGGCUGCUGGGCAGGCAGCUGGGGGAGUGCGGGUUGCAGGCGGCCCGGUCAGCCAUCGGGAGGAUGAGGGGAGCGAUGCAGAAGCGUUGGAGGAUUGGAGAGGGAGAGGGAGAGGAGGUGGAGGAGGAGGGGGAGAUGCUGGACAGCCCCCUGGUCCUCGGCUCAUUCCUGGACCCCCGUUUCAAGGAGCUAAGGUUCCUGAGCCCGGAUGCCAGGAGCCGGCUGCACGGGAGGGUGAAGGAGCUUCUGUCGGCGCAGAGGGACGAGGGAGAGGAGGACGGGGGAGAGGGAGAGGGCUCCCCGAUGUCUUGCCUUUCUUUUGAGGCUCAGGAUUUGCAAGCCGCGGGGGGAGGCGACGGCUGCACGAUCAGCAUGGUGGUUGUCGGGGCGCACGGUAACAAUCAGGGGUCCCCCCCCCCUCCUCCUCCCUCCCCUCCCCGUCAGAGCAUCUACGACAUCCUGCUGGGGGAGGACCCGACGGAGCGCAUGCCGGAGAUCCAGCAACAGCUAGAGAACUACAUCGCCGAGCCCUUGUGCAAGCGCAGCUGCAGCCCGCUGGACUGGUGGCGCGGCAAGGAGCUUCGAUUCCCAGCACUGGCCCGGCUGGCCCGCCGCUACCUCGCCAUCCCCUCCACCGCCGUGCCCCCCGAGAGGGCCUUUGCCGCCCAGGAGAGCCCCGCCCUGCGCAGGAGGGCCACCUUGGCCCCAGAGCACUUGGACCAGAUCCUGUUCCUGAACCAGAACUGCGAUUUCAUCGAGGGCCUCCGCGGAGGGGCCACGGGCGCGGCCGAGCGCAGGGGGGGCCAGGCCCACGCCAGGGAGACUCUCUAUCAGUCGCUGGUGUCCUUCGAGAGCCAGGCCUGGCUGAGCGAGGACAGGGAGUGA